Musca vetustissima is the source of this 1620-nucleotide messenger RNA. Its product is annotated as trichoplein keratin filament-binding protein. Gene Ontology annotation, biological process: apoptotic process. Gene Ontology annotation, cellular component: keratin filament. The transcript has a single exon. NCBI's taxonomy places the organism in Eukaryota, Metazoa, Arthropoda, Insecta, Diptera, Muscidae. Bases 1 to 1620 code for a protein of 539 amino acids. The record is from RefSeq and is a predicted model, not a curated record.
AUGGCCACCAAGGCACAACAAUUACAGGCAAUGUUCGCCCGGCGACGUGAAAUGGAACACAUGCACAUCGAACGCACCCAGGCCGUGAAUAAAUACUACGAUCAUUGGGGUAAGGUGACAUCACGUUUUGAAAAUUGGACCACACCUGAAUAUUAUAAACAGGCUGAGGAAAAAUUGCAACGCGACAAAGAAGAAAAACAGAAACAAAAACAAUUGGAAGAACGUCGUAAAAAAUUAGCAGAACUUUUAGAAAACGAACAAGAACAAUAUAAUGCAGAGCUAAAAGAUAGACAACGUAAUCGCAAAGUUCGGUCAGUGAGCACCACAACAUUGGAAAAAAUCAAUGACAAUUUGAAAGAACAACAGGCGAUACGACGUAAAUUGGAAUUGGAGGCAAAGCUCUACGGUAAAUGGCGUCAUGGUGUGGAUGAUGAAAAUCUGAUUUUCGAAUCGAAAAGUGAUCAUGAGGUGAUUGCGAAACUAAAUUGGCUGGACAAACAGGUGGAGAAUCAGUUGGAACGGGAAAAAGAAGAGAUGGAAAAUCGUGAACGUAAUCUACGGCUUCAAGCUGAACAAAAUCGUGCCGAAGAGCUGCACAAGCAACGUCAGGAAAUACGUCAAAGGGAAAUAGAAGAGAUCCGUGCCCUGCAGGAGACUCAUAUGGAACAAUUGCAGGAACAUCAGAAAGAAUGUGAGCAUCUCAAGGAGGCGGAACAAAAAAUCCGCGAAAAUAUUGAAGAAUUGGAAAAGGAAUUAGAGCUGCUCGAUGAAAGCUAUGCAGUUCUGCAACAACCUUCCAAUUUUGGUGGUGCCUACAAUUUAACUAAAAUUAAAGUUUUUAUGCGUAAACGUUCCGAGGUCUAUCGUAAUCACAUUAAAUUGUGUAUUUGCAUUUUAGAACGCACCUCCGCCUAUGCUUCCAAAUCAGAUAACCUGCUAGAGCUUAAAAAGAAACUUAGUCAAAAAUUGGAUUCCGAAAUGUAUACCCUAACACAAAUUGAUGGCAUGUAUGAAUCAGAAGCGAAAUAUAAUCUCCAUCGUUGUGAAGAACUGUGGCAAUCACAGGCCGCGGAACGUUAUAAGGAACUUAAGGAUGCUCUGAAUAUGGAACGUAAUUCCAAGGGUAAACUGUUAAAUGAUACUUUGGAACGUCAAAAUGAAUUGCUGGAUAUACGCACAACUCAUCUCAAUGCCAUUGAGAGUACCAGCGAAAAAUUGAAACAACUUAUAAAGGAACAAGAAGAAUCUCCUCGUGGUGUGCUAUGUGUCUGUACACCAAGAAGUGCAGAUGAGGAGGAUGCAAAGAAAUCUGCCGACUCUACACCAAGAAGUUGUCAAUUAAAUCUUCCUUCCUCUAGAUUUGUUAGACCACAAUCUUGUCAGACCACUGCCUCAAGGGUAGAUUCUUAUCACAAAGAUGGAGAUAAUUCGGGAAAUCGUUAUGUCGAUAACAUUUCGAAAACAUUCCGUGAUCUUAAUCUGGAUGUGUGGGAGACAAUGGCACCAUCACCCCGCGAAUUGGAUAAUCAACGUCUGGAGGCCCAACGUCCACUGCGUGUGGUGACAGCUGAUACUGCUGAAAGGCCUCGAUUUGGUCGAAAACGUGUUGCCUGGACUUAG